UGGUCUGAAAUGGCCUCUGUGAAUGCAGCGCAGCAGCAUCUGAACUUCUCCAGCAGCUGGGAGGAGGACAGCAGUGACAAUAGUUUUGAUGAAUGGACACACAGGAGUGUCCCACUCAGAAGCCCCUGCCGGACACCCCGGAUACAGCGCCACCGUACCAGAAGCAUCACGGUUUCUCCUUCAAUUCAUACCUCUCCCAUACCGUAUGCUGCCUGGAAAAAGCUUCGACUCUGUGAUUCGCCCAGCACACCAAAAAGUUUGCUGUCUAAAUCAACGCUGCCUUGCUCUAGCAGCAAACCAUGUUGCACUCAGCGAUUCCUUCGCCUGUCUACUGCUUUUGAACGAGUUCCUUCAGUGAACAUUAAUCCUUUUACUCCAGACACCGUGCGCAGAAACAGUGAACACUUCAAGAGAAAGAGUCAAAGGAGUGAUGAUGAUGAUGAGGACUAUGGACAAAGAUCUAAAGAAAUGCAGAAUUCAUCAGAGGAUGAAACUUUCUUCCUCCCCUCGAAGAGGCCAGCAGUGUCAGCCCGCAUGCUGUCGCGUUACGAGAGUGAGUUUCUAGAGCUGGCCUGCAUUGGCGUGGGCGAGUUUGGUUCCGUGUAUCGAUGUGUGAAGAGGUUGGAUGGAUGCAUGUACGCCAUCAAGCGCUCUCGGAGGCCAAUCGCAGGCUCCGCCAAUGAGCAGCUGGCCUUGAAGGAAGUGUACGCCCAUGCUGUGUUGGGCCAUCACCCUCAUGUUGUCCGCUACUACUCUGCAUGGGCUGAAGAUGACCAUAUGAUUAUACAGAAUGAAUAUUGUGAUGGUGGCAGCCUUCAUGAUGUUAUAACUGAAAAGGGAGAGCAAGGGGAGUUCUUCAGCGUUCCCGAGCUCAGGGAUCUGCUCCUACAGGUCUCCAUGGGGCUCAAGUACAUCCACAACUCAGGCCUGGUGCAUCUUGACAUCAAACCCAGUAAUAUUUUCAUCUGUCGUCGAUCCACCUUGAGUGCUGGUGGAGAGGGAGAUAGUGAAGAAGAGGAUGAAAGCCACUCUUCUGGAGUUGUAUAUAAAAUUGGUGACCUGGGUCAUGUAACAUCCAUCUCAAGUCCUCAGGUAGAGGAAGGGGACAGUCGCUUUCUGGCUUAUGAGGUCUUGCGAGAGGACUACACGCAUCUUCCUAAAGCGGAUAUUUUUGCACUGGGUCUGACAGUGUUAUUAGCUGCAGGUGCUUCACCACUUCCCCAGAAUGGAGAUGACUGGCACAGUCUGAGGCAAGGAGAACUACCCAGCCUGCCACAGGAGUUACCAACAGUCUUUAAAGACCUUCUAAAGUCACUAUUAGAUCCUGAUCCUACUGCAAGGCCAUCAGCAACAGCUUUGUGUCGGCAUGAUGUUCUACGCAAGGAGAGAGCUGGAAAACUUGCUACACAGCUUCGCAAAGAGCUAAAUGUGGAGAAAUUCAGAACAGCUAUGCUGGAAAGAGAACUGAAGGAGGCCAGACUGGCUGCUACCUCCCCGCAGCAGUUGUCCCAACCAGGGUCCCUUCCCAAGGCUAAGAGGAAGCUUGUGGGCCGAAGUGUAGCUCGUUCUGUGAGCUUUGGAUUUCCUGGAUGCUAACACUGACUCAACCACUGAGUUUGUUUUGUUCUACAUGUGCCAACAGGCCUAAAUCCUGUAUUGUUCUGCAUUACUGUGAAGUGGUCACUGAUUAAAAUCCAACAUUUUGUCUGGAACGGGACUAAAAAUUAACACAGGCACGGGGUGCAUUAAUCUGUACUGUUCACUGUUGAUUGAUUGUCACAUAUUGCACAUUGUUUUUGUUUUAACUGUAAAUAAAGUUUUUAAAUGUA
Danio aesculapii is the source of this 1829-nucleotide messenger RNA. It is a transcript of the gene wee2, whose product is annotated as WEE2 oocyte meiosis inhibiting kinase. Bases 10 to 1596 code for a protein of 528 amino acids. Lineage: Eukaryota; Metazoa; Chordata; Actinopteri; Cypriniformes; Danionidae. Gene Ontology annotation, biological process: regulation of meiosis I; protein phosphorylation; mitotic cell cycle. Gene Ontology annotation, molecular function: non-membrane spanning protein tyrosine kinase activity; magnesium ion binding; ATP binding. Gene Ontology annotation, cellular component: nucleus. The transcript has 11 exons. The record is from RefSeq and is a predicted model, not a curated record.